AUUAAAAAUGGUCCUUUUUUGUUUUCGAUGUUUUGGACCAUUCUCCUAGCCUGUUCCCGGAGGACGAAAACGAACAGCACAUCCAUCUCCAUCAGACGGUAGCAAAGUCUCGAAGGAGCUUUUAGUGAUUUUCCUCGACGCCUCGUAAUCAAGAAGAACCGGAGGGUGCCAAUCCAUCAUCUUGCAAUGUUGCUCAAAUCGUUGGGACGCUGCCGGGCACCGCGGACGCUGCUGCAACCGCCGAGCACGACCACCGCAUCGGUCUUCGGCGGCGGCUCCCGGCGAAGCGUUCCCGUUGCCGAUGGCAGGACUCGCCGCAUUUGCCCGGCGCAGCGCGGGAUGUCGUAUUCGCGCAUGCUGGACAUGGGGGGAGCCCCUUCUGCGAAGAGCGAUCAGUCGCUGAUACGUACCGUCAACGCGAGCAAAAACAGCAAGCUCCAGGCCGUGGCAUUUGAUUUCAAGGUGCUGAUCAAUACAACCACGAACGAUGCGAAUGCAAACAUAGACGGGAAUCCAAAAGAGAACGGUGCCGCGGCGCCGGAGUGGUCCCGGACCGAUCGAUCCACCACUCGGCAAUCACCACCACCGCUGCCACCACCCCCAACAACACCCCCAACGGGAGAACCGUCUGCAACGGCGAAUUUCAUAGACACCGAUCGCAUCAAGCAGGUGGCUUCGCUCCUGAACGUCAAGCUCGGCUCGUCGCCGGAGGAAACCGACCCCGUGCCUACCAAGAAAGCGCCGCCGAAACCAAAGGACUACGACCCCAGCGCCGCGGACAUCCGGGCCAAGUACGCUUCCAAGCUCAAGGGCGGCCUCGCCGGAAUCGAACUGGCCAAGUCGCAGGUCAGCGAGACCCUGACCAAGGGAGACGCCGCCGGCCACCUCGCGGCCCGGAAGAUUGCUUUGAUGGGCGACAACACCGCGGCGGGGGCGACCGGGGGCGGCUCCAAAAAGUGGCUGCCCUCGCAGGCGGCGACCCAGCUCCUCACCCUGCUGACGCACCGGAGCAUCCGCGUCUGCCUGCUGCCGAUCCUUUCGGCGGGUCCGGGAGGGGCCGACGGGUCCGGGGAGGAGCCGAGAAUGGAGGAUUUCGGGGCGCAGCUCAAGAACGUCGUCAUCGACAACAUGGUUCCGAGCCUCGGCAGCGGCGGCGACGGGGAAGACAACGAGGACGGCAUCGAGAACGCGCUGAGAAAAGGGGUGCUGGACGAGCUGGACCUGGAUCCCAACCGGGUCCUCCUGGUUUCGGACCGGGAUGCCUACCUCCGCGCGGGGAGGGACAUGGGCAUGAACAUCUGCAGGAUACGCGCCAGGAACGCUCGCCGCGGGAACAUUACGGCACAAUACACGAUCGAGUCCGUCGAGGAGGUCCGGGACGUCGUCAACGAAAUCAACGGGAUUUCCUUCAACGUUGUUCUGAACAGGUGACGGUGGUUGCGGCUGCAACCACGGCGAUGGUGCUUGACGCAUGUAUUUCUUGCCUCCGACCACAGAACCGCUAGUUCGCAACUGUGCACAAAGAAAUAGAAUAGAAAGAUUAAAAUAAA
This is a messenger RNA of Pseudo-nitzschia multistriata, 1550 nucleotides long. NCBI's taxonomy places the organism in Eukaryota, Bacillariophyta, Bacillariophyceae, Bacillariales, Bacillariaceae. The record is from the annotation of a GenBank genome assembly.